UUUGAUCCCACUGCUGAACACAGGCAUUGUGUUAGACACCUCCACAAUAAUUUCAAGAUUGCUGGUCACAGUGGACUAGCAUUGAAGCAAAGAUUGUGGGCAGCAGCUAGAUCAACUACAAUACCCACAUUUGAAGCUAAAAUGGAGAAGAUGUUAUCUCAAUCAGAUGCAGCUUACAGAUGGCUUCAGGAAAAGCCAGCAUAUCAUUGGAGUAGGUCACACUUCAGUACUCAUUUUAAGUGUGAUAUGAUUCUUAACAACUUGUGUGAGUCUUUUAACUCAGCUAUUAUUGAAGCAAGGGAUAAGCCUAUUCUGACACUCCUAGAGAGAAUUCGAAGUUAUUUGAUGCUAAGAAUGGCUAGACUUAGAGAAACUGUUUGGACACAUGAUGUUGGUCCUAGAAUUUUUGGAAUUGUUGAGAAGCUAACAACUGAGAGUGCUCAAUGCAUAGCAUCAUAUGCUGGUGGGGAGAAAUAUCAAGUUAAUAACAUCCAUGGUGGAAUGUAUGUAGUGGAUUUGGAGAGGCACACCUGCACUUGCAGAAAGUGGGACUUAUGUGGAAUCCCUUGUUCACAUUCUAUGGCUGCAAUUGCCAAAACAGAGAAGAGCCCUUAUGACUUUCUGCAUUCACUUUACAAAAGAGGUGCAUAUGACAGGGCUUAUGAGAGUUAUAUAUCUCCAAUGCCUAGUCAAGAAUACUGGAGAAAAACAGGCCAUAGACCCAUCAAGCCACCUCUUUACCACAAACAACCGGGAAGACCUAGAACAAGUAGGCAAAAGGAACCUGAUUAGAUACCAAAAAAUGCAACAAAGCUGAAGAGAUAUGAGAUUGUCAUUUCUUGUAAAUCUUGUGGAGGUGAAGGUCACAAUUCUGCAACUUGUGGAGCUGAAGGUCAUACUGGAGAAAGAGGCGGAAGACAGGAACAAGCUAGAGGCAGGGGAAGGGCAAUAAGAGUUC
Messenger RNA from Prunus avium (sweet cherry), 958 nucleotides. Lineage: Eukaryota; Viridiplantae; Streptophyta; Magnoliopsida; Rosales; Rosaceae. The record is from RefSeq and is a predicted model, not a curated record.